CAGUCUGUUGGAAGUAUGUUAGGAGGAGAAGUUAUUGUAAUAACUGGACCAGCAUUUAAACCAGAUGACAAUAUACUAUGUGCAUUUGGUGAUACUGAAACUGUUGGAAUUUUUCUGAGUGAGGAUAAGUGUCUAUGUGUAACACCACAAGUGGCAAAUGAUGGAAUUGUACAAUUGAAUAUUAAGAUAACACGGGCUGGAUCAGCUACUCUGAAUGGAGGAACUAAAUUCAGAUUUGUGUUGCCUUUUGAUAUGGAAAAUAAUGCAUCACCAGCAGUUAGUGUAGUUGAUGAUGGAGACAGUUAUGCAGUAGGAACUAGUAACAAAGUGAAUGUGACAUGGAAUGAGUAUGCACUGAAAGGGGAAUUGUUAUCUGAGUACUUUGUCACACUUAACAUAUCAAUGAUGCUGUACAACACUGAUACAGAUAAAUGGGAGGAAUCGUAUACACUUGCAUCUGAUGUACCUGCUAGUGAUGAAAGGGCCGAAGUCAUGAUACCAGAGUAUCCACAGAUUGAUGAGACAACUCUUAGGCUGUCACAAAUAAGAGUAUCCCUAAGUACAAUUACUGCAUCAAAUCAUCGACAAAAAAGAAUUUUACCAGCAUUAGCCAUUGGUGGGUUAAUACGCAUAGCUGGUAGAGCCAUUCUUCGAUAUGCUUGGAAAAAAAUUAAGCAAAAGAUUAAAGAUGAGUUAAAAGAGGCAGCAAGAUCAGCAGCACUACGUUUAGCAUGUGAAUUAUGGCAUAAGCAGGAUAGAGGAGUUAAUAAUAGGCAACUGCCACCUUGUCCAUGUAAAAAGUCUCAGGCCAACAGAGAUGAUAGAUACACUAAGGAAAAUUUCAUACAGGACUUGUGGAGGGAAAAAGUAUUUAAGAGAGAUAAAGCUACAGGUGGCUGUUAUAGGCAAAGCAAUGUUGGUUCUUUUAGUUCCAGUCAGCAAUGCUGUUAUGGUGGUGAUGGGAAUAUUUUAACUGGUACUAGUGGAGGAUCAGCAUACAGUGUAUAUCCUAAUAACUGGAAAUCAUUUUUAGGUCAUUUGGUUAAUGAUGUUGCUCCUCAUUAUUUAUGUUGUGAUGGAAAAUAUUUUUCAGGUUGUCAGGAUCGGUACUAUGAUAGGAGACCUAAUGAUAAUUGUGAGGACUAUCCUGAAAGACCACCACCAGCUCGUACAUUUGGUGAUCCUCACUUAGUAUCACUAGACGGGACACAAUACACAUUCAAUGGUCAUGGGGAAUUUAUUCUAGUACAGUCAAUUGAUGGUUCUCUGAUGAUACAAGCAAGAAUGACAGAGCCAUUAUCAAUUAGUGACAGUAAUGAGACUCUCAUUGGUAGUGGGACA
This is a messenger RNA of Amphimedon queenslandica, 1341 nucleotides long. RefSeq names its product sushi domain-containing protein 2-like. The annotation marks the transcript as partial. Lineage: Eukaryota; Metazoa; Porifera; Demospongiae; Haplosclerida; Niphatidae. The record is from RefSeq and is a predicted model, not a curated record. The transcript is spliced from 6 exons.